Messenger RNA from Trifolium pratense (red clover), 994 nucleotides. RefSeq names its product E3 ubiquitin-protein ligase SINA-like 7. NCBI's taxonomy places the organism in Eukaryota, Viridiplantae, Streptophyta, Magnoliopsida, Fabales, Fabaceae. The record is from RefSeq and is a predicted model, not a curated record. Bases 8 to 994 code for a protein of 328 amino acids. The transcript has 4 exons. Gene Ontology annotation, molecular function: protein binding; zinc ion binding.
AAGUGCAAUGGAGCCUGUUGAUUCCCCAAGAGAUAUUACUAAAAGAAGCUCUGAACCUCUGAUAAUUUCCAACUCUACAUUGCUCGAUUGUUGCAUGUGUUUUCAACCCUUAAGUAUUCCGGUCUUUCAGUGUGAUAAUGGUCAUAUUGUUUGCUCUACCUGCUGUCCUAAACUUAGGAACAAAUGUCCGAAGUGCUCACUGCCCAUUUGCUCAAAACAUUGUAAAGCCGUUGAGAAUCUAUUGCUAUCUAUCGAAAUGUCAUGUCCAAAUACAAAAUAUGGUUGCGGGGAGAAAAUAAGUUACCUUGGAAAUAGAAAGCAUGAAGAAGAAUGCAUCCAUGAACCAUGUUACUGCCCCCUUUCUGGUUGUGACUUUGUUGCAUCAUCAAAAGUGUUGUCCAACCAUUUCAGCCAUAAACAUAGGGAUUCUCAAAUUAAUUUUUCUUAUGACGACUCCUUUGUUGUCCCCUUGAAGUCAAAUGAUGAAACAAUUGUUCUUCGAGCGAAAGAAGACGGCAAACUAUUUAUUCUCAAUGAUAGUACUAUGAAUUUGGGAAUUGCAAUCAACAUUUGUUGCAUUGGGCCUAAGUCGUUUGAGUUUGAUCAUCAUUAUGAUAUAUUGGCUAGGUCUCACAAAUCUACACUGAAAUUACAGUCAGUUGCGACGAAUGUCCAACGGUUUACGUUAGGAACUCUUUCAUUAGAGUUCCUUAUGAUUCCAAUUGAUUCUUCUAAAUCUCUCAAGCUAGAUGUUUGCAUAAAGUCCCCCAUAAAGCCCCGCAUGAUGCAAAUAUUCAUCAAGACCUUGACGACAAUCACCCUAAACGUUAAGAGUUCAGACACGAUACUUGAUGUGAAGUUGAUGAUUCUUGACGCAGUAGACAUCCCAGUGCAUCAUCAACUACGUCUACUCUUUGCUGGUAGGCUACUAGAUGACAGCCUAACCCUUGCCAAUUGUAACAUUCAAAAUGAGUCAAUCCUCCUUUGCUGGUAG